Messenger RNA from Manihot esculenta (cassava), 738 nucleotides. RefSeq names its product small nuclear ribonucleoprotein E. Lineage: Eukaryota; Viridiplantae; Streptophyta; Magnoliopsida; Malpighiales; Euphorbiaceae. Gene Ontology annotation, cellular component: U1 snRNP; U5 snRNP; U4/U6 x U5 tri-snRNP complex. Gene Ontology annotation, molecular function: RNA binding. The record is from RefSeq and is a predicted model, not a curated record. The transcript has 6 exons. Gene Ontology annotation, biological process: spliceosomal snRNP assembly; mRNA splicing, via spliceosome. Bases 170 to 436 code for a protein of 88 amino acids.
UUAUUCAAAACAAAAUAUCUAUUUGGUUCAGAUUUAAAAAAAAAAAAAAAAAUCUAUUUGGUUAGAAAAAUAGGACUUAUUUUGCCUCUUGGCUGAAAUCGUUCUAGGGUUUUACUUCUCUCCAAUUCAACUUUCUCUUCGCCCCCGGAAUCCUCCAGAGCUCAUCAACAUGGCUAGUACCAAGGUCCAGAGGAUUAUGACCCAACCCAUUAACCUGAUUUUCAGGUUUCUUCAAAGUAAAGCUCGCAUUCAGAUAUGGCUUUUUGAGCAGAAGGAUCAGAGAAUUGAAGGCCGAAUCAUUGGCUUUGAUGAGUACAUGAACUUGGUUCUUGAUGAUGCUGAGGAAGUCAAUGUCAAGAAGAAAACCAGAAAGUCCUUAGGAAGGAUUCUUCUUAAAGGAGACAAUAUUACUCUGAUGAUGAACACAGGGAAAUGAUGUCACCCGGCAAUUAUCGAGGCCGCGUUGCGUUUCAAUCUGGGAGGCCUUGUUUUGAGCUAUGUAGUGUGUAGUGCUACAUUAAACACUAAAACAUGCUUUUUUGGACCGACUGUAGGGUUAAAUGUAGUUAGAUAUGAAUGUUGAAGUUCAAAUGGUGAUUUGUCUUUUUCAACUUGGCAAUAUCCCCAAGUGUUGCAUUAAUAUUGCAAUGCUUGGUUGGAUAAGACAUGGACAAUUUGUACAAUUUGAUGCAUCUUUUUGGAGGCUGGAUGAAAUAUGCUGCUCCUAAUUGCUUUGCA